Molecule: messenger RNA, 8689 nt
Organism: Rhinopithecus roxellana (golden snub-nosed monkey)
Lineage: Eukaryota; Metazoa; Chordata; Mammalia; Primates; Cercopithecidae
Gene: ZFX
Product: zinc finger protein X-linked
Exons: 10
Coding region: 1701-4034 (777 amino acids)
Biological process (GO): regulation of transcription by RNA polymerase II
Cellular component (GO): nucleus
Molecular function (GO): DNA-binding transcription activator activity, RNA polymerase II-specific; metal ion binding; RNA polymerase II cis-regulatory region sequence-specific DNA binding
Source: RefSeq, a predicted model, not a curated record
GGGCCCCGGAGGCCCGGCGCGUUGGCGUGUGCGCGCGGAGGGGCGUGCUCGCUCCCCGUGGCGUCCAUUGCCCUUGCCGCCAUGAUGAGCGCUCGGGCUCCAGGCGCUCGGCGGCAGCGCCACCUUCCUGCCUUGCCUUCCGCAGCCCCGUGACUGGCUGCAGUUUCCGCUGCGUUUCAGCUGAGCUGCCGCAGGCGGCGACCGCCGCCUCCCGGGCGCCGGGAUUAUUUCGCCCUCAGCGCCCCUGGCCCUGCGCCUUUACCCCGCGCCUGUAGCCACCCGAGGGCAGUCGGGGCAGGUGGCAGUCCGGACACCUGAGCUUACAGGGCAUGCGGGACCCCAGGAAAUGUUAUUUUUGCUUAAGCCAAAUCUAUGUGGCUGCUAAGGUGUUUUCGAUGCGGUUGUUUUCCCAACAAUCUUUACCGCCCCGAGUAUCUGAAUAAAGAAAAAUAAAGAUUGAUGGGAAAGUUUUUGCCAUUCUUUUGUUCUAUAGGAAAAAAAAUUACACAACACGAAAGCGGAGGAAUAAAAUUUUGAAUCAUUCGUACUCAUUUAUGUGGAAACAACUUUCUUGAAAAACGAUUUAAGCAAUUAGUGAUCUGUUAGUGGUAUUUUUUUGAUUGAGAAGUAAGAAGGGCAGACGUUUUUUAUUUUCGUAUUGGUGGACAACUUAGUGUGGUGCAUAUUGUGCAUUUGCCUGUCAUGUUAUUUCGAUUUUUCAUUUGUGAAGUUUUAAGGCGGAGUUUCAUCCCCUAACGUACUUUUUUUUAUUGCACACUGUACAACUUUCUUGAUAAACUGGGAGCCUACUGUUAGCGAUGCACCGUGCUAGAUGCUAAGAAACCUUAAAAAGGUUCUUGUAAUGCAGACGGUGGCUGCAAGAAGUCUUAUGUUUAGAGGUAGGUGGGGCAAGGUGAAAUGCAGUAAAGUGAGAGGUACAACUAAUUACUGGGAUUUCCGAGGGAAGCAAGAUUCCCAUUGGAGGAUCAGGGAGGGACGGGUUCCUGAAGUAUUAAUAGGUGGCAUUUUGAGAAGGUUACCGAGGGAUGGGUAGGACUUUGUUAGGUAGAGGUGGAGGUGGAGAAAGGACGUUUCAAGGGUGAAGCUUCUUCAGUAAACAGUAAGUAUUUACAGUUUGGCAAAAGUGGAUGGUAUUGGUAGGGGAGUGGUGGGAAUUUCAGGCUAGAAAAGUUAGAUUGCAGAAGAGCUUGCUUGCCAGGUGAAGGGUCUUAUACUCAAUGGGGGGAGGCAGCAGGGGUGCCCUCAACUAGAAGAGUGUUGGCACACCUGAGCUGCACCUUGUUAUUUACUUAUUUAUUUUUUAUUUUGAGACAGGUUCUUGCUAUAUUGCCCCAGGCUGGUCUCGAACUCCUGGGCUCAAGCCGUUCUCCCGCCUCCCACUGCUGUCUGUUCCCUGAGCUGUGCUUUACGCUGGGAAAGACAUAGAAGAACUAUUAAGAAGAUAGAAUUGUUUUGCUGCCCAGUACAGCAACAGUGGAUGUUCAAGAUUAAGAUUAGAGUCAAGUUGUGUGAUUAAGACAGGAGCUGUGACUGAUGAGAAUUAAAGGCCAUGGAUGAAGAUGGGCUUGAAUUACAACAAGAGCCAAACUCAUUUUUUGAUGCAACAGUUUUUCAGAACACUUCCCAUACAUUCCCAUUUGAUCAUCACCACAGUCCUGUGAGGAGCUGAUGGUACACACAUGGAUGGUGAUCAAAUUGUUGUGGAAGUACAAGAAACUGUUUUUGUUUCAGAUGUUGUGGAUUCAGACAUAACUGUGCAUAACUUUGUUCCUGAUGACCCAGAUUCGGUUGUAAUCCAAGAUGUUAUUGAGGACGUUGUUAUAGAAGAUGUUCAGUGCCCAGAUAUCAUGGAAGAAGCAGAUGUAUCUGAAACGGUCAUCAUUCCUGAGCAAGUGCUGGACUCAGAUGUAACUGAAGAAGUUUCUUUAGCACAUUGCACAGUCCCAGAUGAUGUUUUAGCUUCUGACAUUACUUCAGCCUCAAUGUCUAUGCCCGAACACGUCUUGACGGGUGAUUCUAUACAUGUGUCUGACGUUGGACAUGUUGGACAUGUUGAACAUGUGGUUCAUGAUAGUGUAGUGGAAGCAGAAAUUGUCACUGAUCCUCUGACUACCGACGUAGUUUCAGAAGAAGUAUUGGUAGCAGACUGUGCCUCUGAAGCAGUCAUAGAUGCCAAUGGGAUCCCUGUGGACCAGCAGGAUGAUGACAAAGGCAACUGUGAGGACUACCUUAUGAUUUCCUUGGAUGAUGCUGGCAAAAUAGAACACGACGGUUCUUCCGGAAUGACCAUGGACACAGAGUCGGAAAUUGAUCCUUGUAAAGUGGAUGGCACUUGCCCUGAAGUCAUCAAGGUGUACAUUUUUAAAGCUGACCCUGGAGAAGAUGACUUAGGUGGAACUGUAGACAUUGUGGAGAGUGAGCCUGAGAAUGAUCAUGGAGUUGAACUGCUUGAUCAGAGCAGCAGUAUUCGUGUUCCCAGGGAAAAGAUGGUUUAUAUGACUGUCAAUGACUCUCAGCCAGAAGAUGAAGAUUUAAAUGUUGCUGAAAUUGCUGACGAAGUUUACAUGGAAGUGAUUGUAGGAGAGGAGGACGCUGCUGCAGCAGCGGCAGCCGCCGCUGUGCAUGAGCAGCAAAUGGACGACAAUGAAAUCAAAACUUUCAUGCCGAUCGCAUGGGCAGCAGCUUAUGGUAAUAAUUCUGAUGGAAUUGAAAACCGGAAUGGCACUGCAAGUGCCCUCUUGCACAUAGAUGAGUCUGCUGGCCUCGGCAGACUGGCUAAACAAAAACCAAAGAAAAGGAGAAGACCUGAUUCCAGGCAGUACCAAACAGCAAUAAUUAUUGGCCCUGAUGGACAUCCUUUGACUGUCUAUCCUUGCAUGAUUUGUGGGAAGAAGUUUAAGUCGAGAGGUUUUUUGAAAAGGCACAUGAAAAACCAUCCCGAACACCUUGCCAAGAAGAAAUACCGCUGUACUGACUGUGAUUACACUACCAACAAGAAGAUAAGUUUACACAACCACCUGGAGAGCCACAAGCUGACCAGCAAGGCAGAGAAGGCCAUAGAAUGCGAUGAGUGUGGGAAGCAUUUCUCUCAUGCAGGGGCUUUGUUUACUCACAAAAUGGUGCAUAAGGAAAAAGGAGCCAACAAAAUGCACAAGUGUAAAUUCUGUGAAUACGAGACAGCUGAACAAGGGUUACUGAAUCGCCACCUCUUGGCGGUCCACAGCAAGAACUUUCCUCAUAUUUGUGUGGAGUGUGGUAAGGGUUUUCGUCACCCCUCAGAGCUCAAAAAGCACAUGAGAAUCCAUACUGGGGAGAAGCCGUACCAAUGCCAGUACUGCGAAUAUAGGUCUGCAGACUCUUCUAACUUGAAAACACAUGUCAAAACUAAGCAUAGUAAAGAGAUGCCAUUCAAGUGUGACAUUUGUCUUCUGACUUUCUCGGAUACCAAAGAGGUGCAGCAACAUGCUCUUAUCCACCAAGAAAGCAAAACACACCAGUGUUUGCAUUGCGACCACAAGAGUUCGAACUCAAGUGAUUUGAAACGACACAUAAUUUCAGUUCACACGAAAGACUACCCCCAUAAGUGUGACAUGUGUGAUAAAGGCUUUCAUAGGCCUUCAGAACUCAAGAAACACGUGGCUGCCCACAAGGGCAAAAAAAUGCACCAGUGUAGACAUUGUGACUUUAAGAUUGCAGAUCCGUUUGUUCUAAGUCGCCAUAUUCUCUCAGUUCACACAAAGGAUCUUCCAUUUAGGUGCAAGAGAUGUAGAAAGGGAUUUAGGCAACAGAAUGAGCUUAAAAAGCAUAUGAAGACACACAGUGGCAGGAAAGUGUAUCAGUGUGAGUACUGUGAGUAUAGCACUACAGAUGCCUCAGGCUUUAAACGGCACGUUAUUUCCAUUCACACGAAAGACUAUCCUCACCGGUGUGAGUACUGCAAGAAAGGCUUCCGAAGACCUUCAGAAAAGAACCAGCACAUAAUGAGACAUCAUAAAGAAGUUGGCCUGCCCUAACAAUACUUCUACAGACGUUUGUAGAGAUAUUGGCCUUGAAGCAGAAAAUUCAUUUUAAAGCCAAUCAGUCUCGUUCACAUACAAUACUGUAUAUUGAUUUAUGCUGUGUACAAAUAGAAUUAUUGCUUCUAGUUGACUUUUUUUAAUAUACAUUUUGUUCAGUAGUGUGUUCUGAAUUCUAUUCAGUUUGUUUAAUAAAUGGGGAAAACUGGCAACAUGCUAGUUACUUUUAAUAAAGUAAUCCCUGAUUCUAUACCGAAUUUUUAUAUCUUAGAAUUUUAUAUUUAUUUAAAUAUUUACCUUGCUUACCUUGAUGGUACUCUUCUAAGACCAUUAACUUAAGGUAACUUUAUAUUGGUAACUCUGAAAGUAAUCAUGUUGACUCAUUUUCCUUCCCCAUACAUUUCUCACAAUAAAAUUGUCAGAGACAUCUACUAAUAUAAAUGGGAGAUUUUACAGUCAGGUCUAAUUAUCAUAACAUGGAAGUCAUUUACUUAAUAUUUUCAGACCACUUGACAGUGAAAGUUUCCGUUUGAGCUUUUGCGUGCCUGGCUUUGCUUAAGAGCAGUGGCUGGGUUCGUGUUUACUUUUCAAAUAUAUUACUUUUGGUUUUCUUUGGAUUAUUUACAUCUUUUGUCAGCAUAGCAAACUUUUAGAAAACCUUAUUGAAAAAUUAUGCUUGAUCAUGUUGCAUUUUGAUUAUUCUGUCUGUGCGGCUUCGUCUUGGAAUGGUUUGUGCUACAAAUGACAUUUACUGAGGACUGCAUUUUGGAAUCUCCUAGAGGUAACUCAUGGCUUAUAGGAUCUUUUGCAACUUUAUGUAUGUAAAUGUACCCCGAAUUAUAUAUAUACACAUAUAUAUCAUGUACCUGUGUGUAUUGCUUAUUUUAUAUAUUUAUACACACAACCCCAAGUUACAGUAGUUGUUUAAAAUCUAUAAUGAAAAGUAUUAAAUUUACAGUAACAUGAAAGAUCCAGGGAUGCAUGAGAGCAUUUUGUAAGUCAUGCUCUUCAGAGAGAUUACUCAGGUGAAGAAUUAGAAGGCAAAUAAGGACACUAGUAUUUUUAAAGAGUAAAGAUAUUUUCUUUUAAAUAUCUUUGGUAAUUGAAAAAUAGAGGUUAAGAUGUUUCUAGGUAGAAUGGUUUCAUACAGUUUCAGCUCCAUGUCUUUAUAUUUUUCUGAAAAGCAAAUGAGUAUCCAGACAUGACUCCCACAGUUCUCUUUGAGAAGCCCGAGAGGGAACUCUGUCUUACCUAGUGAGGGGAUGGAAAAGAAGCGAUGGCUCUGUGGACCAGAGAACAGGUGCUAAUUAUGACUUCACACUCUGCAAGUUCAGGCCGAUCUGUUAUUUCUCAGACAGUUACAGUUAGCAAACUUAAAAAACUUAACACUCAAGUGGGCUUUGAUUAAAAGGUAAAGAUGUGUUUUAAGUAGAUAAGGAAAGUCUGAGGCCUUACUUGGAACAUCACUAAGUCUUCCAAAGGUUUUUUUGGUUUUUUUUUUUUAAGACGGAGUCUCGCUCUGUUGCCCAGGCUGGACUGCAGUGGCACGAUCUUGGCUCACUGCAACCUCUGCUUCCUGGGGUCAAGCAAUUAUCUGCCUCAGCCUCUCGAGUAGCUGGGGUUACAGGCGCCCGCCACCACGCCUGGUUAAUUUUUUGUAUUUUGUAUUUUUAGUAAAGAUGGGGUUUCACCAUCUUGGCCAGGCUGGUCUUGGACCCUGACCUCGUGAUCCACCUGCCUCAGCCUUCCAAAGUGCUGGGAUUAGAGGCGUGAGCCACCACACUUAGACACCACAUAGGUCUGAAUCAGUGUCAUACAGUCAUAAAACAAACUCGGUUAAUUAGAACUUGGUUGUGUUAAGACGAAUCUUGGAGAACAGAAAACAGUUUUUGGGGUCCCUUCAGUUGGCUAUUGGUCCAUAUGCAUCUAGCACAUUGUAGGAUAUUUAGAAAUCGUCUUCCUACCCGAUAGCUGCCUUGCCACCUCAUUAUGGUGCUCCGUCCCCUGUGUGCUUAGGUUUUUACCUUUCAUCUUUCUCUUUGCCAUUGAUGUUUGUAUUCAAGAGUUAUAUUUUUAGGGUUAGAAAUAAAAAUAUUUGGUGUUUGGCAAACCUGAAGUGCUAGACUGAUUUAGUCUAGUUUUAAAUCAAGUGCUUUAGGCAGGUGUGAACUCUAGCCCAAAUGCCAGUCAAAGUCAAGGCAUGGGUUUUCCUAGCCUAUCUUAUAGGAAAUUCCUGUACCUUCUUGGCCCCUAUAAUGUGUGUGUGUUUUUUUUUUAAAGUAACUUACAAUUUUGUGAUCCGUGAUUCAUUGCCCUGCGAUUCUUGAAAGCUCUGUCUGUUUUUUUGUGAGAACCUUUAAAAUCUCCCUUUUUAUUUUCCCAAAAAUAAUGUAAAAACACUUAAAUGAAAGUGGAAAUGUAUUAAUUUUAAAUCCUAUAAAAUUAAUACAGAAAAUAUAAAUGAUUGGGUCAUUUUUUUUAAAUAAACUGAAAGAUAAAGAACACAACACUUCACACAUUUUAUAUUUCUCUUACAUACUCUGGAACCAUACACAGUUCUUUUCUUUUUAAAGCACAAUAUUAAAACCUUUAAAAGGUAUUUAAGGGUUUGGUCAAGUGAAUAUGAUAAAACAUUUGUCUGUAUAAAGAGAAAAUGAAAGUGUAGUCACUGUUAUGUACUGACAUUAGUUACAACCUAGUUUUAAUUCUUAAAACAAUUUUGAUUAGCAAAGCUAAAAAAAAUGGAUGUUUCAGUUAAAUGUUUUAAAGAGGUACAGAUUUUUACAAGGACAUAAUAUAAGUUAUUGUUCUGUAGAAAUAUCCUAUUAAAUAUUGUAUGUCCCUCCCUCUGUACACUUUGUAAAGAAAGUAAAAUACAUAAAAAGAAAAUCAUAUAGGGAUGUGUGACAUUAUUGUAAUUGUGUACUUGAGAAUAACGUGCAAAAAUAAAAAUCAGAAUAUUUUCCUGUUAUUGAAUGUUUAGUCUAUUUGAUACCAGUACUAAGUUAAUGCUUUUUCUUAAGGAAAAAAAAAAAUGUACAGUUUUUGUAAACCUAAUAAACAUCAAAAGCAGUGGAUUAUUUUCAUCCCCCCAUUUCUUAAUUCCUUUUUCACAGCAGUGGAAUGCAAAGUGCUUGAUUGCUUUGAAUUUUGUGACUUGGAUGCAAAUACUGGUAACAUUUCAGUUCUGUGAAUUUGCAAGUAAUAUUUCAGAGAAGUUAAGAGGUGAUUGGUGAGUCCUUUGAUGAGCAUGUCCUUGGAAUUCAGUUUUUCUUUUAUCUUCAUAAAGGAUUUGUUUUAUUAGCAUCUCCAGAUCCCCUGAGAUAAAUUACCCAUGCAUAAAGUGGUUUUUGAGAGCACUUAAAGUUCAUUUCAGUAUUAAUUUACAGCAUAUUUAAUCAGUGGGUACUGUUACCACCUCCACAGCAGAAAUCGUGCCCUCGAGUUACCACUUGGUGCCCAAUUUAGAGGACUCUAGUAGACGCUAACAUACUAGAGAAUGGUCAUUGCCACAGUUAAAAAUCGGCAGUUAAGUAAAUGUCAGGAGUCAAAAGAGAGAGAGUUGUGCCAUCUUUGAUUUUAUAGACAAGAUUCUGCAGUUCUUCCAACUGUAUGAACAAACAAAUGUUUGCCUAAUAGUUGAAACAAUAAAUCAAAAUUUUAAGUAAAUGACGAAGGGAACGUGGUGAAUGUCACUGUCCAGAGCCAUAAAUCAGACAACACCAUAGCAUGCUGAAAAACUUUUGUAAUGGAACACCUAAAAAAUGACACCUAACCUGUCUGUGAUCCAACAAGUCAGAUAACGUGCUGCUGUAUUCUGUGGGAAUCCCAGUAUUAACAAUUUCAUUUCCCACAAAUUCUAGCAUUCAUGUAAGGAAAAACAUGGCCAAUCAGUAUCUUAAAGGGACAGUCUUUCAGAGCAGUGGUUUUCAAAGUGUGGCCGGGCAGCAUGGCAGCGUCUUAAUCUCCUGGGACUUUGUUAAAGAUACAAAUUCUCAGCCCCACCCUAGUCCUACUGAAUUGGGAAACUGGCGUGGGACCCAGCGAUCUUUGUUUUAACAUGUUCUCCAAGUGAUUCUGAUGCCUGUUCAAACUUGGGAAACACUUAUAGAGCACUUGAGGAACCUAAAAGAUGACUGGUUCAACAUUUUGUGUGGUAGAUAAGAAAAUCACAAAAAAUCAGAAAUGAACAGAGAAAAAUACGACCCAGACAGUUGAUACUUUCCGUUUGCUGUUUUAAAAGUGUAAGCCUGCCAAGUCAACAAGUAUACCUUUAGCGUACAUGUAAAUAGCCUGCACUUCCUAAAUCUUGUGUGGCCUCCCAUAGUUACAUUCCUCAAAGGUAAAUUGAGUUCAGAGGAAGAUUCAGCAUUUAAAAGAGAAGGGCUGAAAAAGAUUGUGUGUGUGUGGGUGUGUGUGUGUGUUUAACUGGCCCAGGGUUACUUAAGUAAAUCAUAAUAAACCAUUUUGCCACAUUCUGUAACUGUUUAGUUAAGGUCAAAUUAAGUUUACCCUAUGGAUUUUGUUUCAUCUUUGGUUUCGUGUAUAUAUUGUUUGCCUUUUUCAUAAAAAUCUUGGAUUUGUUAUAUAUUGUUCCUGUUAUUUUUGACAUCUUUGCUAUUGUAAAUAAAUUACUAUUUUGUUUUAAGUUA